Messenger RNA from Dentiscutata erythropus, 178 nucleotides. The record is from the annotation of a GenBank genome assembly. Lineage: Eukaryota; Fungi; Glomeromycota; Glomeromycetes; Diversisporales; Gigasporaceae.
AAGAAUAUAUUAGAAUACAACAAGAACAACAAAGAAAUGAAGGACCAUCAAUAAUCACAGAAUAUAACAAAGACCCUAUAGAAAUAGGAAUAAACCAAGAAUCAGACUCACCAUACUUAAGACCAGUAAUAAGUAGACCUGGAACACCCAGUUAUAAAGAAAAAACACCAGAUUACAG